Molecule: messenger RNA, 6007 nt
Organism: Acanthochromis polyacanthus (spiny chromis)
Lineage: Eukaryota; Metazoa; Chordata; Actinopteri; Pomacentridae
Gene: slc4a2b
Product: solute carrier family 4 member 2b
Exons: 24
Coding region: 331-3990 (1219 amino acids)
Biological process (GO): transmembrane transport; monoatomic anion transport; regulation of intracellular pH
Cellular component (GO): apical plasma membrane; plasma membrane; basolateral plasma membrane
Molecular function (GO): monoatomic anion transmembrane transporter activity; solute:inorganic anion antiporter activity
Source: RefSeq, a predicted model, not a curated record
AACUGCAGAGCUUGUUUCAGGCUGAAGCUCAGAGGCAGCAGAGGCAACGGCUAUCGACAUAAACCAAAUCCCCAGGGCAGCUGUCAGAGGUCGAUGUGACCGGGCCUGCACAGCAGAUUUGUCUGGAUGAGAGCACUGAGUGGGUUUCUGCACCGGGUCUCUCUUCACGGCAGAGUUCAGAAUUGCACUACAAUGUCUACGGUGGCUUCUCUGCAGUAAGCACACAAAGGUUAUGCUGCCCAAAAGCUGUCUGAGUCCCAGUGAGAAAGAGAAGGGCUAAAGCCGCACCAGUCCAAACCAGCUUUCCAGCAGCGACUUCACUGCAGAGCCAUGAGCGACCCCAGCGCUCCCAGCCAGAUCACUGACGCCGUGGCAUCGGUUAUUCACGGACCAGAGGCUCCUGCUUCAUCACUACAUGGGUCUCCGCGCCCAGAAGACGAGGACGAUGGAGACCUGAACAAGGCCUUGGGUGUCCAACGUUUCCAGCAGAUCCUCAGCCCGGCUGCUGCCGUACCCGAGGAGCAGCACCACACCUACCAUGAGGAGGACAUUGAAUACCACCGUCACUCGUCUCACCACAUCCACCGGCCUCUGUCCAAACUGCCCCUCGAGGGACGCAGGAAGAAGAGCAGCAAGAAAAGGAAGAAGGACAAAGACCACAAAAGCAGCCAUGCUCCCAGCAGCGGAACCAUAGAGGAGGGGGAGGAUGAGGAGGAUGAGGAAGAAGAGGGGACCGAACCAAAUUCUGCAGCGUCUGAAUCAGAGAAAGUCAAAGAUGUGGAGUUCUUUGUUUCCGAUGAAGACUCUGCAGCCAAACGUGACAAAGAGAGUCCACACUCAGCCCGGGACCUGGACAUCGUACCACAGUCUGGUGUGGGAGCAGAUACUGAAGAUGCAUCUUCCACAGAUAAACCGGGCAGUUCCAGCCCGGCUCCCCAGUCAGCCCCACCUGAACACCCACCUCUGGCCCGGGUUUCCUCCGCCAGCCGCAGCUACGACCUGCAAGAGCGUCGGCGAACGGGCAACAUGACGGGAGCUGAGCAGGCCAAGUACCAACGCAUCCCCACUGAUGAGAGUGAAGCCCAGACACUGGCCUCCGCUGACCUGGACGGCAUCAAAAGUCAUCGUUUUGAAGAUGUUCCUGCUGUGCGUAGACACCUGGUCAGAAAGAGCACCAAGGGACAAGUGGUGCACAUCGGCAAAGACCACACAGAGCCGACCACUCGCAGCCGUAAGCAGGACCGGACCCCUCAUGAGGUGUUUGUGGAGCUGAACGAGCUGACGAUGGACAAGAACCAGGAGAUGCAGUGGAAGGAAACGGCUCGUUGGAUCAAGUUUGAGGAGGAUGUAGAGGAGGAGACGGACCGCUGGGGGAAGCCUCAUGUUGCUUCGCUGUCCUUCCGUAGUUUGCUGGAGCUUAGAAAGACCAUCUCCCAUGGUGCGGUGCUGCUGGAUCUGGACCAGAAGACCCUGCCUGGCAUCGCCCACCAGGUGGUGGAGCAGAUGAUCAUUUCUGACCAGAUCAAAGCCGAGGACCGAGCCAAUGUCCUGAGAGCCCUGUUGCUGAAACACAGUCACCCGAACGAUGAGAAGGAGCACACUAGCCAUUUCCCCAGGAACAUCUCUGCAGCCAGCCUGGGCAGUCUGAUCUCACACCACCACAACGCCAACCACAACCACCAGCCGGAGCCGUCUGUGACCGACCCCCUGAUGGGCGCCGUGAUCGACACGGACACGCGCAUCAGCAUAGAGAAGAGCGAGAUGCAGCAGAGGGAGCCGAGCGUGGGGCCCGGCAUGCAUCGGUCCAAGUCCAAACAUGAGCUGAAGCUGCUGGAGAAGAUUCCUGAAAAUGCCCAGGCCACGGUGGUCCUUGUGGGCAGCGUGGACUUCCUGGAGCAGCCCACCAUGGCGUUUGUGCGGCUGCUGGAGGCGGUGGAGCUGGAGUCCGUCCUGGAGGUUCCGGUGCCGGUCAAGUUCCUCUUUGUUCUGCUGGGACCUCCCACCACCAGCAUGGACUACCACCAGAUAGGACGCUCCAUCUCCACCCUCAUGUCUGACAAGCAAUUCCAUGAGGCGGCCUAUAUGGCAGACGACAGACAGGACCUGCUGAACGCCAUCAACAGCUUCCUGGACUGCAGCAUCGUGCUGCCGCCUUCAGAGAUGGGAGACGACGAGCUGCUGCGCUCCGUCGCUCGCUUCCAGAGCGAGAUGCUGCGCAAGAGGCAGGAACAAGGGGUCAAAGCAGCCAAAGAGCCGAAAAGCUUUGAGGAAAAAGAGGCCCAACUCACACCUCUGAAAACGUCAGACGACCCCUUACAGCGAAGUGGACGGCCCUUCGGUGGGCUUAUACGAGACGUGCGGCGGCGUUACCCAAAGUACGUCAGCGACUUCAAGGACGCCCUGAACAGCCAGUGCAUGGCUGCCGUCAUCUUCAUCUACUUCGCCGCUCUCUCUCCAGCCAUAACAUUCGGAGGUCUGCUGGGUGAGAAGACAGAAGGUCUGAUUGGAGUUUCUGAGCUGAUUGUGUCGACAGCAGUGCAGGGUGUGGUGUUCUGUUUGCUCGGAGCUCAACCGCUGCUGGUCGUGGGAUUCUCUGGACCCCUGCUGGUCUUUGAAGAAGCCUUUUACAGUUUCUGCAAAGCAAACGAGAUGGAGUACCUGACGGGUCGCGUCUGGAUCGGCUUUUGGCUCAUCGUCAUCGUGAUCAUCACCGUGGCCUUCGAAGGAAGCUUCCUGGUGCGCUUCGUCUCCCGCUUCACCCAGGAAAUCUUCUCCUUCCUCAUCUCCCUCAUCUUCAUCUGCGAGACCUUCAUCAAGCUUGGCAGGAUAUUCAAGGAGCACCCACUGAAGCGCUGCUCCCUCUCCAACAGCACCGAAGACGGCCCCUCGACAGAAAACAUCACCCUGAUGCUGAGCAACAGCUCUCAGCCUGUGAUGGUGAAGAUCCAGGGGGAGCCCAACACUGCAUUGCUGUCUCUGGUUCUCAUGGCUGGAACUUUUUUCAUCGCUUUCUACCUGCGCAAGUUCAAGAACAGCGCCUUCUUCCCCGGCAGGUUCCGCAGGGUCAUUGGAGAUUUUGGUGUUCCCAUUGCGAUCCUCAUCAUGGUUCUGAUCGAUUACUUCAUAGAAGACACGUACACGCAGAAACUGAGCGUUCCCAGCGGAUUCUCCGUGACGAGUCCUCAAAAACGUGGCUGGUUCAUCAGUCCUCUGGGCACCGACGGUCUGUUCCCCGUCUGGAUGAUGUUCGCCUGCUGUCUUCCUGCUCUGCUGGUCUUCAUCCUCAUCUUCAUGGAGACUCAGAUCACCACCCUCAUCGUCAGUAAGAAGGAGCGGAUGCUGGUGAAAGGUUCUGGUUUCCACCUGGACCUGCUGCUCAUCGUGGUUCUGGGUGGAAGCUCUGCUCUGUUCGGCCUUCCGUGGAUGGCCGCCGCCACCGUCCGCUCGGUGACCCACGUCAACGCCCUCACCGUCAUGAGUAAAGCCGUCGCCCCCGGAGACAAGCCUCGCAUCCAGGAAGUGAAGGAGCAGCGGGUCACCGGGCUGCUGGUCGCCAUCCUGGUUGGCCUGUCCAUCGUCAUCGGAGACCUGCUGCGUCAGAUCCCGCUGGCCGUUCUGUUCGGCAUCUUCCUCUACAUGGGCGUGAUGUCGCUCAACGGCAUCCAGCUAACAGAGCGGAUGAUGCUGCUCCUCAUGCCGCCAAAGUACCACCCCGACCACACCUACGUCCGCAAGGUCCGUACGCUGCGCAUGCAUCUCUUCACCUGCAUCCAGGUGGUGUGUUUGGCCGUUCUGUGGGCCGUCAUGUCCACCCAGGCGUCUCUGGCCUUCCCCUUCGUCCUCAUCCUCACCGUCCCCGUCAAGAUGCUGGUGCUGCCGCGCAUCUUCUCCGGCAGAGAGAUGGCUUGUCUGGAUGCUGACGAUGCAGAGCCGAAGCUGGACGAGCGCGACGGCCACGAUGAGUACUCUGAGAUGCACAUGCCUGUCUAACCAGCAGCAAGCCCUCGUUUUACCACUUAAAUCCUCUUGGCGGACACCAAAAUCUAUCACAACCAAUGAGAGUUCUGCGACGAACUCCUUUCAAACUUGAAACGCUCACAGGAAAGAAAAAAUCGUGCACCGCCGGAGGUCUGGUUGCUUUUGAUCACUAUUUAAGUAGCUUUUCUGCCGCUUAAACGCAAUUUGUUGCUCAAAAACACGAACCGAGGGGUUUGUUAGCAUUUGCUUACUCAUGAAGUGCUUUUAUUUAAAAAAACAUCUAUUUUGGGGGACAAGAGAUUCCAAAUCAAACGAUGCGAUCUCGAGCUCAAAAUUAUUAACCGUAGCUAGAUUUUGCAAGACUGAUUAAUUUUUAGCCUUGAGAAGUUGCUCUGAUUCACAUUGAAUAUGUGGAGGAUAUAUAGGAUACAUUCCUUUAUAUUAACAAGCUGAAUUAUUGCUAUUCAAGUUAUUUUUUUCACAUUUUAACCUCACCAAGCGCCUUAUGAAGGAAAUAAAAAGGUAUAUUGAGCGGUGUUUUUAUUAUUUUUCCUCAUUCUGUCUUAUUUUAGACAGCUGAUCACUUUACCAGAAACGCGAAGCUCGUAGCACUUUUCUAAGAAACCAAAUCUGAACAAUGACUGUAUUAUAAAUAAUCGUUUUAUCCUCUUAGCGUUGCCUUAGGUCGCUUCUUAAAUGAUCUGUGGUUGAUUUUUAGCCUGUCCUCCUUUAACCAUUCAUUUUUUGUACUCAAACGCAGAUAAUAGUUGAGCUUUUGUGUCACAUCAUGUACCUGCAAUGAACUAAGAUAACCAGCAGAGGGAGAUGUUGCAGGACUGUUAUGUUAAUGUACCAAAAAAAAACACAUAGAAAUGCAAUUUGUCGUUACACUAAUGCCAUAACAUGUUGCUUCUCUUCAUACAAACACUUUUAUUUUGUAGAAAAUAACGCAGUGGCAUAUUGAAUAUACUCUAAAUGUUUAGGGCACUAAAGUACUAAAAUGUAGUUUGUUCUGAGGUCUCACUGGGUGUGUUUGGGUUUAUGGGAAUUGCUGUAAUUUAUUAGGUUGUUUGUUCAAGUGCCAAAUGUGUCGUGUAAAUACUUUUAUGAUCAGAACAAUAAGCUGCAGUUCAGUCAUCUCAUAUCUUCUAACUGGUGUUUAUGAAGGAGCCUAAAUUGACACAUUUUCAUACUGCAAGUUUUUUAUUAAAUCUCUUUUUUUUUUUUUUUUUUUUUUUUUUUUUUGGCAUUGACUAAUUGAAACAUUUCGCUCAUGGCAACUUGGUUGACCAAAAUUCCACGCAAUCUGUGUAGACAAUCUCAAUAUUCACGCAUUGCUGAGAGGGAAGGCUUUUAUAUGUUCUUUUUUUUUAAGUUUUAUGUCAUGUUGCAUCAGUGUGACAUGGAUUGGUUAAAGCUUUGACUGUGUCAAAUAUCUUACAUUUCUCGGUCCUCUGUUACUCUCACGGAUGCAUUUCGGACACUACUUUUCCCGUCUCAGCCUGAAUGACUGUGAUCUUGUGCCUGUUUGGUGUCACAAAGCUGCGCGAUAUCUCAAGUGCCUGUGGGACCACGAAGCAAUCAGCUGCAAGUGUCUUCUGUGUUUGUAAGGACGGCACACGUUGCAAUAGUUUGCACUUUUGAGACACUCAUGAUUCAGACAUCUCUAUUAUUUAUCUGUUGCAAUAUCUGGCAUCGUUGCUGUUUAUGAAGACUUAUUUGGGGGCGCCUCACUUGUUUUUAAUGUUCAAACACACACGGCUGCACCUUGGCCACGACAAUGAAGGAGAUAUUUAUAAGAAGUGGGCAGUGGAGUUCAGUGUUUGUCUUGUGUCUGCUUAUCGUGCCACUUGUGAAAGAAGUGAAGGUUAGACUGUGUCUGUCCACAAAUCUGUCAGUCAUGAAAUGCUGAUAAGACAUGUGAUCCAUUUCAAAAGCAAUACAAAGCCAGAGAGGCUGUUGCUGAUGUUCCCUUGUACAAUAAUGGUUCAAAUAUUGAUGACAAAUAAAAGAUAUUUUCUAUUUAUAA